This is a messenger RNA of Magnolia sinica, 1536 nucleotides long. RefSeq lists its product as uncharacterized. The transcript has 2 exons. NCBI's taxonomy places the organism in Eukaryota, Viridiplantae, Streptophyta, Magnoliopsida, Magnoliales, Magnoliaceae. The record is from RefSeq and is a predicted model, not a curated record. The coding region runs from base 55 to 1158 and encodes 367 amino acids.
UAUAGAGGAUUCCAGUCCAACAAAACGAACCGAGAGAGAGAGAGAGAGAGAGGCAUGGAAAGCCUCCUGACCAUGGCAUCUUCCGUCGUCUUUCCCAAAAUCCUUCUCUCCAGCGUAUCGGACCGUUACAAACUCCUCCAGAUAAUCCGAUACGCUAUCGCCCUCGCCCUCUCCUUCAUCUUCUUCUUCCUCCGCAUCCUCUUACGAUUUCCUCCCCUGUUAGGCCAAUCAUUUACCGUCCAUCUCAGAAAACCCGAAUCCCAAGACUCCAUCUCGGCCAUCGUUGCAGACUCGGGCAUAGCUCGAGCGCUUUCCCAGAUGCUCUCUAUCAUGAACGCCGUCCACGUCAGCUCCCGCAAGUACGAACUCGUCCGAAGCCUGGCGGAGCGGGUCAUAGAAGAUAACGCUCGAGAAGGGAGCCCCGAAGUCAACCGUGAGGUCCUGUCCGCGGCUUUCUCGUCGACGAUGGGGAAGCUGGAGGGUGCCAUGUCAGCAAGAGCGGUGGUGGGGUCAGGUCAGUUUUUUGUCUUGGGAGAUGGGAAGCUGAAUCAGCUCUUAGGAGCAGUUCGGAGGUUGUGGGCUGCGGCUGGUUCGGCGCCGGGCGAUGGAUUGAAGGACGGGGAUGGGGCUGAUGGGUCCAGCUCGGCUGAGAAGCUUGCAGCUGAGUUGCUUUGGCUGGCGUGGAAGAUGGCCGAGUGUGGAGCGGCUGAGGAGGCGGUUUCGAGGUGGGGAUCAGCUUCCGGCUUGGCUUCGAUGGCUGUCUACGCGGAGCCACGUCUCCAAGGUUCGCUCGUUAAGGUUUCAGCAUUCUUAUUCAAGCAAGCAAAAGAGCUAGAAGAAGAUGAAGGAAAAAAAUAUGAAGAGAGUGGAGGAGCUGUAGGGCAAGAUAGAAGGAUGAACAUGCUAAUGUCAUGGUUGCCAUUCCUAUGCCAUGCUAGCAACGGCACAGAUACGCCGGUUCUGAGCAGGGCCGAGAGGACCGAGAUGGAGACCGUCCUUGAGGAGACGAUCGAGGAGCUAAACAACUAUGGACAAGAGAAAGUGUUGGCACUAUGGCUGCACCACUUCACUGCUUGCCCAAACUCGGAUUGGCCCAACCUCCAAGCCUGUUAUGCCCGCUGGUACACCGCGUCUAGGAGGCUCUUGCUCCUCAAUUGAACCAUUUCCUCUCAUACUUCUCUUUCAUGUCUAUAUGAGUAUAUAAGUAUAGAUAAGAGUAAUGAUCCCCUUUUCAAGUGGGGCCCACGUUCAAUGAUCCUGACUGUUGAUGUGGUGGGAUGCAUCAUGUCCCAACUAAUCACUGGCAUGAAAAUAGUCUACAUCCAAUGGAUUGAAAAAAAAAAAAAAAGAAAAGAAAGAAAGAAAGAAGAAGAAGCCAAAGAUGGCAUAUCCAGGAUCUUUCAAUCUGGGAGAGUUUUGGAGCGUGGUCCAUAAUGGUGGGCCUCACUUCAUCCUUCUUUAGUCACUAGUUUACACUGUAUAAUGGCAAUUAAGUUAUAUUAGACAUGUGGAUAGUCCAAUCGUUGAUCAAGACCA